Messenger RNA from Medioppia subpectinata, 810 nucleotides. The record is from the annotation of a GenBank genome assembly. NCBI's taxonomy places the organism in Eukaryota, Metazoa, Arthropoda, Arachnida, Sarcoptiformes, Oppiidae.
AUGGUCAACAUUAGCGGUCGCCUCGGAGACCCACUGGUAGGGGACGGGCGGUCGUGGGCUGUGAUAACGGGUGCGACGGACGGCAUAGGCCUGUCAUACGCCCGACAGUUGGCUCACAAACGCUAUAAUCUAUUACUCAUCUCUCGAUCGGCGGAUAAACUCGAAAAAGUGAGAAACGAUUUACAAGUAAUACAACAGCCGUUAAACACAACCACAAUAGUAUUGGACAUUGACUUCGCUAUCAAUACCGAUGAAGUGUACGAUCGCAUUGACCGGGAGUUACAGACAAUGAACAUACAUGUGCUCAUUAACAAUGUUGGUAUGUAUUGUCCGGAUGGUGUGCCCAGAAAUUUCAUUGACGUACCAGAUCUAAGCAAAUAUAACCAAGAUAUAAUCAAUGUAAAUAUCAUCGCCUGCACACGAUUAACAGCGCUGAUACUGCCGGCAAUGAUAAACAGGAAUCGGGGUGUUAUCAUUAAUUUAUCCUCAUUUGGGGCCACAUUUCCGUACCCACAACUGGCCGUAUACUCGGCUACAAAAGUAUACGUCGAUUACUUUAGUCGAGCGCUGGAGGCCGAGUGCAGACACACCGGUGUUGUUGUACAAAGUGUUUUGCCCUUUUUUGUAUUGACCAAGAUCAUUGGGCACGUGGGCACCCAAUCAUUUGCCAGAUUAAUUAUGCCAACGGCCGACAGCUUUGUUGGUCAGGCAAUCGGAACCGUUGGCCGCCAGAGCCGUACUGCCGGACAUCUCUUUCAUCGUUUGGUUUAUUUACUCAAUAGUUAUUUGAAAAUGCAUAAAUUGGAUUAA